Hansenula anomala is the source of this 3357-nucleotide messenger RNA. RefSeq names its product karyopherin KAP114 (gene KAP114). Gene Ontology annotation, molecular function: small GTPase binding. The record is from RefSeq and is a predicted model, not a curated record. Gene Ontology annotation, biological process: protein import into nucleus. The transcript has a single exon. Bases 436 to 3357 code for a protein of 973 amino acids. Gene Ontology annotation, cellular component: cytosol; nuclear envelope. Lineage: Eukaryota; Fungi; Ascomycota; Saccharomycetes; Phaffomycetales; Wickerhamomycetaceae.
CAUAUUUAGCAGCCAAAUGUAAUGGUGUGUUACCCAAUGCAUCUUUAGAAUGAUUUAUUAUAUCUGGGAUAUUUUCAGGACUGGCAUUUGCCAAUAUUUCUGCUAAAAGCUCUGUGUUGUUACGACGACUCGCGUCCAGUAUUUGUUCCUUGAACGAUGCUCCUUCUUCUGACAUUUCCCAACUCUUUUGAAUUGCUCUGUAAUCUGCUGCGAUCUUAUCGUUAAACAAGUUUCUGAACAAGUUUCCAAAUCGAAAUCCCAAUUUGACCAAAAUCCAAAUCCACAAUACGCGGUGCUGCGCAUACCGUGUUUUCGCGACUGUUUUUUCGCGCCUGUUAUUUUUUUUGUUGUUUUUUGACUGGUGCUUUUUCUCUGAAGAAGUAACGUGUAACAAGAAGCGUUGAUACUAUUCAGAAACUGUUCCAAGGGCUUAGAAUGGACAGGGCUAUUUUAGACGUGAUCCACAGGAUCCAACUGCCCGAUAAUGCUACCAGACAGAGAGCCGAAGAAGAAUUGAGCCAACUAGUCACAUCAGACCCAUCUCAAGCUGCUAUUGUCUUGAUCAAUAUUGCCAAAACUUCAGAUGCCCAUAUCGCAAUCAGACAAAGCGCCCUAUUAAACUUGAAGAGAAUCGUCCCAUUAUUUUGGAGUGCUGGGUUUGACUCUUUUAGAGGUCCAGCUAUCAAUCAAGAUUCCAAAAUUCAUAUACGAUCAGAUUUGUUGAAUCUAAUCACAGGUGAUCCAGAUAGUAAAAUUAGAAGUGGUGGUGCUUAUGCUGUUGUUCAAAUCGCUGCCGUGGAUUAUCCAGAUGAGUGGCCUGACUUGCUAGAUAUUUUGUACACUAAGAUGACUUCAUUGGAUCCAAUAGCUGUUUUGGGUGGUUUGUCAUUGUUACAAGACCUGUUUGACGACUUGGUUACUGAGGAACAAUUCUUUGAAGGUGGUGUUGGUAUUGCAACUAUUACACAGUGCUUGAAAUUAUUGAGUUCAGACCAAGUUGCAGAUAAUAUUAAAGCUGCUGCUGCAAACUUGUACAAAUCUUGUUUAUUACAAUUACAAAGUCCAGAUGUUUUGGAGAGUCCUCAGAAAAGAGCAGGCUUGGAGCAACAUUUCAAAGAAAUUGUGACCUUGUUGACUGUCAUUCUACAAAAGCAUUCACUAAAUAUUCAUAGUAUCAUUCUAAGAACCACUUUAUACUCAAUUGCAUAUACCUUGAAUACUGAAUUCCCAGAAAAAUUAUUUGAAAACAAUGCAAAGAUUGCUUUACAACAACAAGUUGCCAAUGAUAUCAUUUCCACUUCAAAAGUAUUUGUGGAGCUAGUUGUUUUGGAAAAUGAAGAUACUUAUACCAAUAAUAAUGAUUUAGAUAUCUCCACAAGUACAUCCUUAAACAAUUUGUUAAUUGAACAGUUUCAAUUUUUAGGUUCUUUGAACAAGUUGAAAAUAACACAAAGCCCUAUUGAAUAUUUUUUGGAUUCAGUGCUAGUUUCAUGUUUUAUUCCUUUAGAAGCUGAAUCAGAAUGGUUGGGUGAUUAUAAUGUCUUUGUUACUGACGAAACCGGUGUUUCUCCAGAUUUUGUCGCAAGGAAUGCGGUAUUUGAAUACUUGUCAGAACUCAAUAAAGAGGAUGCAAACUCUAUCUUCAAUUGGUGUGUUAAAAAAUUACUACAAUUUGAUGGAAGUGAUGAUUGGAGAAGCAAAGAAGCGUUACUUUAUGCACUUGGUGGGUUGUUACAAAACGAUGUUCAUUUACACACGGAUAUCUCACUGGUUGAAAUUUUGAAUUCGAUUGCCUCACUAUUGCAAGACAAGGAAGUUUUGGUAAGAGCUCGUGCCAUCUUGAUAAUUCCAGAAUUUUUAGAGAAAUUCAAAGAUUCCUUGAGUUCUACGGAUUUCGGUAUAAAAUCAAUGAUGGAAUCCCUGAGAAUUGCAUCAAAUGAUGAAUCACCAGUUUUGAAAGCUGCUUUUUUGGUUUCAUUAACCUACUAUAAUUCAAUCUUGGAAUUUCAAGGUGUACCAAAAGAAUCACAAGAAAUUAUUUUUAGAAUAUGUGAAGCACUAUUGGAAGACGCUGAAGAAGAUACACCUUCUCUAUUAGCUGAGACAUUAACAUUGGCGCUGAAGAUUAAUCGUACUUCCAUCAGAGCACUGAACUUGUUGUUCCAAAUUGCUUCAAGAGACCCUGGUAAUAUUCAACUAGUUAUAGAUAUAGAAGAAGCAUUAGAAGCAUUAUUGGCUGAUGUUGAUCUUCAGACCUACUUGUCUUAUGCUCAAACAUCCCUUCCAGGUUUAUUGGCAACUUUAGAAUCAUCAAACUAUGAAUUUUCUGCUCAGCUAAGUCUUGCCAUCCAAAUUUUAAACAUUUUCAUUUAUAAUUGCCCUCAAAGUUUACCUCAAUCGUUGUUCAAUAUCAUCAAUCCUGUAUUGGCUAAACUACUACUACAGGCUACUGAUGAUCAACUAUUACAAUUAGGUGGUGAUGCUUAUACUUCAUUAGUUAAAGUUUCAGAAGCAGAUUUCUUUGAUGUUGGUGUUGUUUUAGAAAUUUUGAGUAAAUUCUUGGAUCCAAAUUUAUCAGACAGUGCAGCCAUGAAUGUUGGUUCAUUAGUUGUCUCUGCUAUCACCAAAUUUAGUGCAAAUUUGGAAAGUAUCCUACCUCAAAUCUUGGAAGCUACAACAAGAAGGUUGAUUGCUGCUAAAGAAUUAUCUACAGUGGAAGACUUGUUAUCAGUCUUGUGUUAUAUGGUAUCUAUUGAUGUUGAUCAAACAAUAAAUUUCUUGCAAAAUUUUGAAAUCCAAACUAUUUUCAACAUUUGGUUUAAAAACUUUGAAACGUUAAGAGGUUUAAAGAUUAAGGAGAAUUGUGAAGCACUAGCAAAGAUAUAUUUGGCCAAUAAGUCAUUUGAGUUCACAGUGGAUGGUGAUGAAUAUGUUGAUUUGAAAUCUGAUAUCAUUAUAACGAGAUCAAUGAGACGCAAACAAGAGUUUCAACAAGUUUCUGUCUCAUUCAAGAUUAUUAAAUGUUUGGUUUUUGAAUUGAAUUCACAAGCUCAACACAGAGAUAUUGGUGAAGCUACUGAUUAUGCACAUGAUGACCAUGACCACGACCACGACCAUAUUGAACAAGAUGAUGGGGAUGAAGGUUGGGAAGAUCUUGAUGACAUUGGAGAUAAUUUUGAAAAAUUUCAAUCCUAUAUUGAUGAUGAUAGAGAUCAUGGAGAUGCAGAUGACGAUUUGAAAGAAUUUUUAAUAAAUUUCUUCAAGACAGUUGCAUCUCAAAAUAUCCAAAAUUUUAAAGAGAUCUACAAUAAUUUAAGAGAUGAGGAAAAACAAGUAUUAACUGAGAAUGUUGUUUAA